AUCUAUAAAAAGAAUAUCCAAAUAAUAAAACUAGUACAUGUGGUGGUGUGUGAAUGAACAACCAAAAACAAAUGAAAUGAACAACAUCCGAAGAUUGUGUUCUGCUUUCAGCUCCAAACUUGUCAGAUUUUCAUACAGAAAUUACAGUCACAAUUCUGUUUCCAGUUCUUUCCUCACACAUGGUAUCCAUGUCUUUCAAUGCCCUGAUGCAAUUGGAAUUGUAGCAAAACUAUCAGAUUGUAUUGCUUCUAAUGGUGGUAACAUUCUUGCUGCUGAUGUUUUCGUACCACAAAAUAAAGGACUUUUUUACUCUAGAACUGAUUUUGUUUUUGAUCAUGUUAAAUGGCCUCGAUCACAAAUGGAAGAUGAUUUCUUAAAGAUCUCUAAAAAUUUUAAUGCUGUGAGAUCUAUUCUAAGGGUGCCUGCUCUUGAUCCUAAAUAUAAGAUUGUUGUUCUAGCAUCAAACCAAGACCACUGUCUGAUUGAUUCAUUACAUGGAUGGCAGGAUGGAAGACUUCCAGUGGAUAUAACUUGUGUAAUUAGUAACCAUGAUAGAGGUCCAGAAAGCGAAGUGAUUCGCUUUCUUGAAAGACACGGCAUUCCUUUUCAUUAUUUAAGAACAACGACAGAGAAUAAAAGAGAAGAGGAUAUCUUAAAGCUAGUUCAGAAUACUGAUUUUUUAGUACUUGCAAGGUAUAUGCAGAUAAUGUCAACCGACUUUUUAAGAAGUUACGGGAAGGAUAUAAUUAACAUUCACCAUUGCCUGUUGCCAUCAUUUCGAGGUGGCAAUCCAUGUAAACAGGCCUAUGAUGCAGGUGUGAAACUAAUUGGUGCAACAAGUCAUUUUGUGACUGAAGGAGUUGAUGCUGGACCUAUUAUUGAACAAAUGGUUGAAAGAGUUUCUCAUAGAGAUGACUUGCAGAGCUUUGUACAGAAAUCGGAGAAUCUUGAGAAACAAUGUCUGUCAAUGGCAAUCAGAUCUUAUUGCGAGCUUCGAGUAUUACCAUAUGAAGAAAAGAGUACUGUUGUAUUUUAAGGGCAAACAUCAACUAUAUAUAUAUAUAUACUGUAAUAAUGUACCAAAAUAUGUAAUCGAACUACUCACAUUAUAUUCCACUUUAGUAAUGAGACUUUUAGAGAUAUACA
Trifolium pratense (red clover) is the source of this 1146-nucleotide messenger RNA. RefSeq names its product formyltetrahydrofolate deformylase 1, mitochondrial-like. NCBI's taxonomy places the organism in Eukaryota, Viridiplantae, Streptophyta, Magnoliopsida, Fabales, Fabaceae. Gene Ontology annotation, molecular function: formyltetrahydrofolate deformylase activity. Bases 38 to 1036 code for a protein of 332 amino acids. The record is from RefSeq and is a predicted model, not a curated record. The transcript has 8 exons. Gene Ontology annotation, biological process: 'de novo' IMP biosynthetic process.